Messenger RNA from Diaporthe citri, 960 nucleotides. RefSeq lists its product as uncharacterized. NCBI's taxonomy places the organism in Eukaryota, Fungi, Ascomycota, Sordariomycetes, Diaporthales, Diaporthaceae. The record is from RefSeq and is a predicted model, not a curated record. The coding region runs from base 1 to 960 and encodes 319 amino acids. Gene Ontology annotation, molecular function: peptidase activity. The transcript has a single exon.
AUGCUCACCUCCAUCCUAGGCCUGCGCUCGCCCCUCAUCAACAUCCUCAACCCCAACUUCCUCACCCUGGCCCUCCUCCCAUCCGACAGCGACAAGUCCCCAGCAGCCCCGACACCAUCAUCAGAAACCUCACCUUCAGGCGCACAAGAUGGCCCCUCCCUCAAGACCCUCGCGACAAUCUCCAUCCUCUCAGGCACCCUCGGCCUGGCAGCCAUGACAGCAUUCCAGUCCCUGACGGGCUACCUCUUCCUCCUCGCUCUCUUCGGCCCCACAGGUGCGAGAUCCUACAUGACAGAGUUCCUCCGCGCCGACGUCUCCGCCCUCGCGCCCGAGCAGCUGGCAUCCCGCGCCGCAAUGGCCCGCGAACCCCGGUACACCAUCUUCCUCGCCCUCUUCGCGCCCUUCUCCGCCGCCCUGCCCGAGGAGCUGCUCAAGUACCUCCCCGUCCUCUGGGUGCGGAGGAAGGCCCAAGCGCAGGAGGGGCGGGAUAGGCAGCUCGACAAGCGCGCCGCCGUGAGCGCCGCGACAGCCGCCUCCCUGGGCUUCGCCCUCGUCGAGCUCGCCGCCUACGUCCAAGCCGCCGCGGCUACCUCCACCGGCCCUCCCAUGGCCGUCACGCUGUCGGAGCGCGUCCUCGUGGGCCUCCCGGGUCACGUCGCGAUGGCGGUGCUCUCGGCGUCCAGGGGCGCGGGCGCGGACGCUGGCGGGGACGAGUCACCGAGGUCAGGCUGGCGCGAUGUGUUCCGCGCUGUGGCGCCGUCCGUUUUGUACCACGCCCUGUUUGACUUCGUCUUGUUCGGUUCUAGCGCGUGGGUUGGCGGCCACGUCGGCUGGGUGCACCCCGAAGGUGUGCGGGCGGUCGCGGGGACGCUUGGGGCGUGUGUUUGUGUGCAGGGGGUGCUCUAUGCGCACACGGCGCGGUCGUGGCUGGGCUGGGGGGAGAAGUCCAAGAGGGAGUGA